AUGCCGAUGAUUCAAAUAUCGAUUUUGUUUUCCAUAGGUCUGUUGGAUACGGUCAGCAAAUUGGGUGCCGCUGCUAGAUUCGUUAAUGACAUCUUUAUAACCGAAGAAACGAAUUUAUUAGAUGCUAAUGAAAAUUUGAUUAAUAAGAAACGUUGUAUGGCUAUUUUAUUACAUGAAUAUUUUACCAAACAAAUUAUACUCGCAUCAGUCAUUCAUAAUGGGAAAACAUAUAAUUUACGUAAAGAUGCUCUUGAUGCUUUUCGAUUAUUAUUAAAACAACGAAAACCAAGUGCAACUUUAUCAGUUAUAACACAACAAAUCAAAUCUGUUUAUGAUGAAAUUUCUAUUGCUAAUUUUGUGGUAUUCCUACAGACUUUACUGAAAGAAAAAGAUAAACUUCUAAAGGAUUUGAAUGGAUUUAAAAGUGAUUUUAAAAGAAUUGAUAAUCAAGAUACAUAUGCACGUCUAUUGGAUAAAGUACGUGGAUGUCCAGAUCUAUGUCCAUGUUGUAAACGACCAUGUGAUGUUGAUCAUACACAAAUAAAAUGGAAACCAGGUUCACAAUAUAAUGAACAUCGUUGUUUAUCUGGUCAUACAUUACGUGCUAUGAAUGGUUAUAAAUUCGAAAUCACUGAAGAAGCAUCAUUAUUCAUGUGUGAACAGAUCAGAGAUGAUAAUGUCAUUGUCAUCGGUCCAACACGUUAUCAAUGGUUACAAUUCAAAAAGGAACAUCCCGAUUGGAUAUUCGAUUCGGCAUUGAACGAUGUGGGAUUAAAUCGAUUACAUGGCAAAUUUUUAACCGUAUGGGCAAAAAUUGGACCAAAACCUUGUGAGAAAUACCGUAUGAAAUAUGUGACACACAAUAUACCUCAAAAAAUUGUUCAUAAAACUUAUCACUUCAUUUUACUUCUGGAUGCAUCGCGAUCCAUGCAUGGUGAUCGAUGGGAUCAUUUGAUGGCUGCUGUUCAAGAAUUUGUAAGGCGCCGUAGUGAAUUAAAAACGAAUGAUCGGAUUACAAUCAUUGUUUUCUCGGACAAAAUUGAAACUCCCUUUACAGACAAAGAAAUUCAGAAUGUCGAUGUAAGCCAAAUACCAUAUCUUGAUGGAUGUACAUCUUUAGUUCUGCAUUCGCACGUUGACGGCGAAGAUUGUUAUCCAGAAAGUGAAUUAGAUCAAAUAUUAGAAGCUCAUGAUACAGUUAUUAAACGAUUUUGGACAUUAGCGCUGGGUGAUGAAAAAUCUACAUCCAUGAAAACUUUAGAAAAAAUUAAUGAAAAGAUGAAAGGUGCGUUCUAUGAUAGAGAAACAUCCGCUGGGAAAAAUCAGGGCGCAUGA
Didymodactylos carnosus is the source of this 1335-nucleotide messenger RNA. NCBI's taxonomy places the organism in Eukaryota, Metazoa, Rotifera, Eurotatoria, Philodinida, Philodinidae. The record is from the annotation of a GenBank genome assembly.